Panicum hallii is the source of this 786-nucleotide messenger RNA. RefSeq lists its product as uncharacterized. The transcript has a single exon. Lineage: Eukaryota; Viridiplantae; Streptophyta; Magnoliopsida; Poales; Poaceae. Bases 1 to 786 code for a protein of 261 amino acids. The record is from RefSeq and is a predicted model, not a curated record.
AUGGCCGCUGCCAUAGCUUGCCGGAAGCGCGCCGCGACCCCGUUCCUCGACGAGGUGACCCCGGCGCCGCCCCACCUCGCCAAGCGCGGCCGCUUCUCGCCGUGCCCGGGCGCCGCGGCGGCGCAGCGGCCGCCGCUGGCCGUCGACCCGCUCGACGCCCUCCGCCGCGUCUUCCCGGACGCCGGCCCGGGCGAGCUCGAGGCCUGCUUCGCCGCGUCCGGCCGCGACGUGCACGCGACCGUGGAGGCGUGCCGCGCCCGGCAGCGGCAGGCGAGGGAGAGGGAGGCGACGGCGGCCCGGGUCGCGAGCGCCGCGGCGCGGGCCGACGGCGGCGGCAUGGAGGAGUGCGCGGGCGUUCUGGUGGAGCAGAUGUCCGCGGCGGCCGACGUGGCGGACGCCAGGGGCCGCGCGUCGUUGAUCCUGAAGCUGGUCGAGAGCGCCGUCGCCAGCCGCGCGGCGGCGGCGGCGGAGGCGCAGGCGGCGGCGCUGCGGGAGGAGAACGCGGCGCUCAAGGCGCGGGCGGAGGAGCUGGAGCGCGACAACGGCGUGCUGAGGUGCGGCGUGGCGGCGCAGCACAGGCGGCAGGAGGAGCUGGAGCGCGACAACGGGGUGCUCAAGCGCGGCGUGGCGACGCUGCACCGGCGACAGGAGGAGGCGGAGCGCGCGGCGGAGGAGCUCAAGAAGAAGGUGGCCGAGCUGGCGGCGGCCAACUACGCGCUCGGCGUCCAGGCGCGCGGCGCCGACAGCUGCCGCUUCCAGGUUUUCCGCGGCCCCGACGUGUUCUGA